Messenger RNA from Silurus meridionalis, 4672 nucleotides. RefSeq names its product angiopoietin 1 (gene angpt1). The record is from RefSeq and is a predicted model, not a curated record. Lineage: Eukaryota; Metazoa; Chordata; Actinopteri; Siluriformes; Siluridae. The transcript has 9 exons. Gene Ontology annotation, biological process: Tie signaling pathway; angiogenesis. Bases 542 to 2128 code for a protein of 528 amino acids. Gene Ontology annotation, molecular function: receptor tyrosine kinase binding.
ACACACACACACAUUCCUUUCCAGUCACUCUGAGGGGCAGGCACAGAGCAUGCUAGAAGCCUAAAGCAAAGAAUCCUGCACAGUCGCUUGGUCACAGACAGAACUGAGUUAGCAGAACAUGAGAGAGAGAGAGAGAGAGAGUGCACUAGGGGAGGUCUGAUGGCACAGUUCAUACUCUACAUGCUGCAUCUCUUUAUGGACACCUGACUUCAGAACCUCAACCACACAGUGCCUAUGUAACAUCUGUCAGUGUGUACCACGUGCACAAAACCUUUCAAUACACUUCUUUUUUCUUUCUUUCUUUUUUCGAGAGGAUACACUGGAAGAGUACUACAAUUGUGAGGAUACAACCAGACCAGCAAUGUUCUCCACAGGUUCUUUCUCAAGGAGGUCCCAUAUGGACAUUGCAUAUCUUGAACCACUGGACAUGCCAACAGGCUGCUGAUUCAGGAUUUGUUAAAGCAACGAAAUUAGUCCAAAGGAAACCUCUAAAAGAUCUGCUUGACAGCUCUCUAUCCCUGAUCUCUUCCCUGGUGCUGACAUGCCCUGGUGGACACUUGCCUAUCGCUCCCUGUGUUUAGCAGCUCUGCUGGUGGUGGCCAGUUGUAUUGGGAGUGAGCAGAAGAGAGCAGCAGAUGAAGGAAUACGGAGCUCCUCUGGGAGGGCCAGCAGUACUGGCAGCAGUGCAGGAGGUUCCUCUAGCCGCAGAUACCACCGGCUCCAGCAUGGCCAGUGUACCUACACUUUUAUUCUCCCAGAAGGUGAUGGGAAUGCAGGUACAUCCUGCCGCGAGACAAAAGCAGGCGCUCAGUAUAAUGCUAACUCACUUCAGAGAGAUGCUCCCCCACCUGAACCUGACUACUCAAACCAGAAGAUUCAGCAGUUGGAGCACACCAUGGAGAACUACACACAGUGGUUACAGAAGAUUGAGAACUACAUCAAAGAGAGUAUGAAGGCGGAGCUGGCUCAGUUACAGCAAAGUGCCGUCCACAAUCGAACAGCAGCCAUGCUGGAAAUGGGAACCAAUCUUCUCUCCCAGACAGCUGAACAGACCCGCAAGCUGACUGAUGUUGAGACUCAGGUUUUGAAUCAGACAUCCAGGCUGGAGAUUCAGCUGCUGGAGAACUCACUGUCCACGAACAAGCUGGAGAAGCAGCUUAUGGUGCAGACCAAUGAGAUCAGUAAACUCCACGAUAAGAAUGGAUUUCUGGAGUUAAAGAUGCAGGAAAUGGAGGCGAGGCACAGGGAGGAGUUGGAAGUGCUGAGGGAGGAAAAGGGCAAUCUGCAGGCGCUUGUGGUCAGGCAGAGUGGUGUGAUCCUUGAGCUGGAGGCCCAGCUGGGCAAAGCCUCGGGCAACAGCACAGUUCUGCAGAAGCAACAGCAGGACCUGAUGGACACUGUGCACAGCCUUCUUAACCUCUGCUCCAAGGACGGAGUGGUGCCCAACAGCACGAAACAAGCCGACGAAGAGAAGAAAUUCCGGGACUGUGCUGAUCUCUAUGAGGCAGGCUUUCAGAAAAAUGGCGUGUACACCAUCAACAUUAGUCCACAAGAAACUAAAAAGGUAUACUGUAAUAUGGAAUCUGCUGGAGGAGGAUGGACAGUAAUUCAACGCCGAGAGGAUGGAAGUGUGGACUUUCAGAGGACAUGGAAAGAGUACAAGAUGGGCUUUGGGAGUGUGUCAGCUGAGCAUUGGCUGGGGAACGAGUUCGUGUACAUGCUGACCAGUCAAAGACAGUAUGCACUCCGGGUGGAGCUCACUGACUGGGAUGGACAUCAGGCCUUCUCCCAGUAUGACCGCUUUCACAUUGGCAGUGAGAAAAACAAGUACAGAUUGUCCUUAAAGAGCCACAGUGGCACAGCAGGCAGGCAGAGCAGUCUGGUGAUCCAUGGGGCAGACUUCAGCACUAAGGACAUGGACAAUGACAAUUGUUUGUGCAAGUGCGCCUUGAUGUUAACCGGAGGCUGGUGGUUUGAUGCCUGUGGCCCAUCAAACCUGAACGGGAUGUACUACAUCCAGGGACAACAUGUUGGCAAACUCAAUGGCAUCAAGUGGCAUUAUUUCAAAGGGCCAAGUUACUCUCUCCAUGCAACUGCCAUGAUGAUCCGACCUUUGGACUUUUCGUAGACCUUCUCACAAACCCACUGUGUAGGUGGAAACAUUUUUGGAGGUGGUGAUUCAUUAUACCAGGACACAUUAGAAGUGGCUUGGUACACUAUAUGUUCUAUAUGAUACGUAUUGUGUGACAUUCACUUGCAGUAAUCCACCUUUUAUGGAAAAUGGGCUUCAGAGAAAAGAGGAGAUUCAGCUUUAUGAUUAUCACAGGAGAUGAUUAACUCUGGGGAUUUUCUUGGACUGCUUUUAUUUUUGUAUAUCAGAGAUAUGAACUCGAGUGCCGUUGCUGGGUCACUGUCAGCUGCUGAGGCAGGCAAGUCACCUUUGAUAGGAGCAGACUGGGCGAUACUGCACAUAUAAUAAGCCUGCGGCUCAUUUGGUAGCUCAACAAACAUGCAGCAGCUGGAAACAUUUCUGAAAACCAAAAGUGAGCCACUGUCUUGGACUUUUUUAACAAGCAGUGUUGUUGCACAGUUACCACUGAGACACAUACAAAUGUUUUAUUAUAUGUUUUGUACCUACACACAAUUUUUGUACAUGAUUCUUGACAAAAUAGAGAAGAAAGCCUUGUAUACAGCUUACAAACUUCAAACAAUAAUGUGAAAGAAGGUUUUGAUAUUAAAUCGAAAAAAUAGGGUCUGACUGAUGCCAGAUUGUGUUUUUUUAGAGUUUUUUUUGUUUUGUUUUUUGUUUUUUAUUAGAAGCAGUCACAGACAGAAUACAGGCCAGGGUUCACAUGUACGAUACAGACUUAUAUGCGAGUUAGAAUUCAGUUUGAUGUAAGAAUGUAUUAAAAAGGUGCCUCUGCUGUAAAAUACACCUUGCUCAAUUACUCAUUAAAGCCAUUGUGAAUUAAAAUUCAGAUGUGUUAGAAAAGGAAAACCAAAAUUCUUGAAGUGCAGGCACUGACCAAGCCCAGGAGAGGUGAAACAUCACUUUGAGCUUGAGCAUCACAGUAUAAAAUUACUGCCUGCCCUUUUAUUACUAAGAAUAGCAAAGAUUAAUUAUGUUUUCAAUUAUUUUUACAUACAGACAGCAAUUUAUUAAUAUGUUAUAUGCAUUAAAUCGUUCAUAUACUGUACAUAAUGAGCUUUAUUGUGGCGACACUGCAAAUGUACCACUUUAAUGUGCAAAAAAAUGUGUUUUUAUGCCUUUACUGUCUAUUUGGAGUACAUGGCAGAUGGAUUGUAUUUUUAUGUUGAGAAUCAUCAUGCACACACAAUAACUUAAAACUCAUCUAAAGCACCCACAGUGUCCUUUGCAGAAUAUUAGUGAAGAAUACAGAUUGCUUUUUUCUAUGAAAUUGCAAAAGUGGAAGUGGCUCAUUUUAGUGCAGGGUACUUUAGAACAAGCCGCAUAGAAAAACUGCAGACAUUUAUCUGUUUUGUGUUACUAAAAAAAUAUCAGGUAAUUUUAUAGAUAAGCCAUACAGCAUCUGGAGCAUAUUAAAUACUAGCAUGCCAUUUAUUAACAUACUUAAAAUAUUUUAAAAUAAUGUGUGUUUCCUUGCUGUCCUGAGGAAAGAGGGGUUUUUAUAUUGUGUCAGAGCAAUGGGAUCUGCUCUAAACAGAAUUACACCAGAAAUAAUAAUUCUAGUCCGGGCUGCCUUCAAAACUUUACAGUUUACCUCAUAAAAUUGUACAAUCCUUUGUAACAUUCAGCAUUUUGUGAUGUUUAAAUAAAAGAAUGCAUGUGAUGCACUAAAAUCUUACAUUCUGGCUUAGACAGCACAAUCUUAGGUCAUGUAUGCUUUUUCUUUUUUUUUUACCUACAGACUUCUGCUUCUGCUAAGAUCCAUAAAAUGCAUUCCCUGCUCUUGUCACAUUGUAUUUCAGACAUUGUAUUUACACCCAGACAAAGAGGAAGAAUUGUGAGAACACAAGCAUAUGGUGUUGAGAAGAAAGCCUGAAGCCCGCCAAGCUGCUAUUGUCUGUUCAAGCAGCGCUGCUGCUGUGACAGAUUGCUGAGGUGUCAAGCAAUGCUGUCAGGAUGGUCAAGUUACUCCACAGCCAACAUUCUUCCACCCUAAUAGGAGGGUUAAGCAAACGCCUCUGCUUGCAAACUCUUGCCUAUCCCUCAGCACCUGCACUGACCCAGUAGCCCCUCUGGAACGCUGCCACCAUCUAAUGGGCCCAGUCACACAAUGAACGAGUGGCAGGCCAUAUAUUUUGCUGAAGCCCACACAAAAAAACACAGUUAAGCAGUAGUCCAUUCCAGUUGCUUUGACUUAUUGCUGAUAAACAUAAACAUCUGGACAAACGAAAAUCAUUAUAGACUAAGCCAAAGAGCAACAUCAUAAACUCUCAAACAGAAGAAUGAUAUACUGAGGCAGCUACAGUGCAAAACCUGAGUGCUUUGUAAUGUUAAAGUGUACGUUCACAAAUUCAAUCAAUGAUACACUGAUGUUGGUCAGAGUCUGAAUUAAACCAUAAUAUAGAGCAGGUGUGUCAAACUUAAGUUGUAUAUUUAUCUACUCUAUAUAUUAAGCCGUAACAUUGUCUUUAAAAAUAGAAUAGGAUGAAUGCAGGAGUGGCAAAAUAAAACAAUUCAACUAUA